This is a messenger RNA of Williopsis jadinii, 546 nucleotides long. RefSeq names its product DNA cross-link repair protein PSO2 (gene PSO2). The annotation marks the transcript as partial. Lineage: Eukaryota; Fungi; Ascomycota; Saccharomycetes; Phaffomycetales; Wickerhamomycetaceae. Gene Ontology annotation, molecular function: damaged DNA binding; 5'-3' DNA exonuclease activity. Gene Ontology annotation, biological process: protection from non-homologous end joining at telomere; interstrand cross-link repair; double-strand break repair via nonhomologous end joining. The transcript has a single exon. The record is from RefSeq and is a predicted model, not a curated record.
GAUCACUACAUUGGGAUAGUGAAGUCUUGGAGCCAAGGUGUCAUAUACACAUCUGAGAUAACAGGCAGACUGGUGAUGAAGCACCUGCGAGUGCCAGAGGAUCGUAUUGUGAUGAUCCCAAUGCACAAGAAGUAUGAAGUGUGUAAAGGCGUCUGGGUGACGCUUGAAGAUGCCAACCACUGUCCUGGUGCCGUUGUCUUCCUAUUCGAGGCCAGCGAUGGUGACACUGUGAAGAGGAUCUUACACACAGGAGACUUUAGGGUCAGCAAGGCGCUGAUAGACAAGUUUAAGGAUGUGUACUUGGACGAGAUUUACCUCGAUACCACAUACUUGGACCCUCGUUAUUCAUUUUAUGACCAAAGGUUGGUGAUUAAUACAACUGUGGACUUCGUUCAACAAUGUGUGACAACAAAGCAGAAUGGUAUAAUAGACUUCCUGAAAGGUGGAACGGAGUUUGUCAUCUUAGUGGGGAGCUACAGCAUUGGAAAGGAGAAGGUCUAUACAGAGUUGGCGAAGAGGUUGAAGACGAAAGUAUUCGUCGCUCCU